Messenger RNA from Prorocentrum cordatum, 1069 nucleotides. The record is from the annotation of a GenBank genome assembly. Lineage: Eukaryota; Dinophyceae; Prorocentrales; Prorocentraceae.
GCGCUGCAAGGGCUGCAGUACGCCGAUGACCACCCCCUCAUCGUCGCCGCCAAGGCCGAACUCGCCGACCUGGAGAUCGCUGAGAGGCAGGCGCAGCCGCCCGACGUCGUCCUCCGCGAGCUGCAGGCCAAGCUCACGGAUGCUCGAGAGCGACGGGCCAAGUCGGGUACCCACCUCAUCGAGGCUGAGGAGCGCGUCGCCACUUUGCACAAGCUGCAGACCACGAUCGACGGCGAGAUCGAAGUGUUGGAGCAGGAGGCCGCCCAGGCCACUCGCGCCGUGGCAGCGGUUGCGGCGGGCCCCAGCGGAGUGGACCUGCAGGGCUUGGCCACCACGCUGUGCGGCCUGCAGACGUUGCUCAGCGUGGCCCCCACCCAGGUGCAGAACGGCCAGGGGAUCGCGCUCCUCGAGUCGAUCAACGCGCAGGUCCAGGCCAUGGGCAUGGCCUUCCCUGCUGCGCAGGCCCUGCAGGCCGCAGCCACAGGGGUGGCACCCGACGCUGCUGGCCAGCACGCGGAGGCCACCUCCGCGACCUCCGCAGCACCAGCGGCCGCCGCCCCCGCCCAGGAGCGGCAGCUGCAGCUUGGGAGAACGCAGGCCAGAUGUGAGCAGCGGGGCAGACGCCGCGCAGCCAGGAAGAACGUGGUGCUGGUCACCUACAACAGAGGGUUGGUAUUGGUUGCUGCCUACUUCGAAGUGGGAAAGUGGGCUGCUGGGGUCAAUGCGGCGCGCCUCUUCGACAUUGCCACGGCGCUGCGCUGGUGGAACAGGCCAGUUCCAGGGUGGCCUGCGGCGCCCCACUACCCCAUGCAGGUGUCUCUCGAUGCGCGCGCCAUGGCCGUCAAGUUCCCGGCGCUGUCGGGCCCCAAGGCUUUCCCGAAGGCAGCGCCCGACGAAGACGGCAUUCCUGUGGCGGCAGUCGACCACCAGGGCACCAUCGAGGCAGACGCGGCACGGGGAGGGGAGGCCACUGCUGUGCAGGCGCAGGUUCGUUUGGACUCCCUCUACGCCACCUUCAUGGACGCCGCGGAGGACGAGCUGCUCGCGAGGUACUGCAUCGACACGGACG